Aureobasidium pullulans EXF-150 is the source of this 2910-nucleotide messenger RNA. RefSeq lists its product as uncharacterized. Gene Ontology annotation, molecular function: zinc ion binding. The transcript has 11 exons. The record is from RefSeq and is a predicted model, not a curated record. Lineage: Eukaryota; Fungi; Ascomycota; Dothideomycetes; Dothideales; Saccotheciaceae. Bases 207 to 2552 code for a protein of 781 amino acids.
AACAAUGACAACAUUUUCGGCUCGUCAUCACAUGUGAGAAUUGAGUGAGCUGUGUUCACAUACUUUCGACAUCAAAUUCUCUCCAAGCUGUGCGAAAGAUUCCAGGCGCAUUUUACAGAGCGGAAUACGUGCCCGGGUUUGUAAAGCACAUCACUUACCGAAUAAUCACGAGCACAAUUCCUGUGCCCGAGAUUCAAGAGCAGAGAAUGGCGACCGAACGUCCUUCGGCUGCGGUGCAAGGGGGUCACGAAACGGAUGUGGGCGACACGACUUCGCUGGCUGCUGCGGGACCUCCUCAGACUGGGGUAAGUGCUACUUUGCAACCACACGCAACUCAGAAGAAGAAACAAGUCUGUCGAUUUCACAAUUCGAAGAAGGGUUGCAAGGCUGGCACGAACUGUCCCUUUGUUCAUGCAGACUCGUCGGUACCGAAAAUACUGGAAACCAAACCUCGGGCUGCCAAACCGAAACCAGAACGUGGAGAUGGACGUGAGAUUGCUAUCCCCAGUCGCCAACACGAACUAUCAGUGGAUAGAUCCAAAGUGGUCUCUCGACCUGUCCCUAAGACAGAACGAGAAGAUCCAAGAGUGUUCCAGUUGGGUCAACUUCGUCGUCGUUUUGCUCCAACCGAAGAGGCUCUACGGGAUGCGACACUUCUGAAGUUGAAGCUAGCCCCAAGCGAUCCUGACUUCCCUUUCGAUCUCCCGUUCUUAGACUGCUCGCUUACUAUACCGUUGUCAUACCCAAAAGACAAGCCGAGUCUGCGCAUAACAAACCAAGAGAUGCCUCGCGGAUUCCAACUCAAUGUCGAACGCGGCUUUGACCAGAUCAUUUCAGAAUCACCAAAUGCGACGCUUCUUGGAAUUUUUAACCGCCUUGACAAGCAACUGGAAACCUUGCUCUCUGGAGAGAAAGCAGAUACGGUGAAGAUCAUACGCAACGCACCAAGUUCUGAGCCACAAGAGCAGACUCGGCUGGGAACUAAGACAUCUGAACUGCAGCCGGUUGCGAACGCUCGUCGUUCAGAGCCUACCCCAUCGUUUACCAGCGAGCAAAAGUCGCAAGCCGAGAAAAGGCGUCAAGCUGACAUCAGGCAACUUGUUGCUAGACUCGGCCGCUUACCAGGCUUCGUCCAAUCCUCCGACGAUGUUUCAUUCACCAUUCCCUUCCAACCUACUAAGAAGACAGCAUUACCGGAAGCUUUGCGGAAUCAAAAGUCCAUUCGCUUGGUUGUGCCGCAACUUUACAAUCUACACACCCCACGCAUCGAGGUCAAUGGCAACAACGAUCCUGCAGCAAGAGCCCUUGAACAAGCGUUCCAAGAAAGAGUGAAGAGCGAGACCGGUCUCAAUCUACUCGCUCAUAUCAACUUUCUUACUCAGCACGCACAUACUAUGUCUACUCCCAAGGAGGCAGGCCCCUUGCCCGAAGGUCAAUCGAAGUCUGUCGAGGCGGUCAGGGCAGAACUCGUGGUGCCCGUUCCGACUCAGGUCUCUGGUGUGCCUGUAAGCGAGAACUCUGACAAACCGCACAUUCAGGUCAUUCCCAGGCCACCAGAAUGGAACAACGACGGACCGAAGGGAACGGACGGCCCUGAUGGCUGGAGCAGUGAUGACUCUUAUUCUUACGAUAGUGGAGAUGAGACAGAAGGGGAGUCUUCUGAUAAGCCAGAGCAACAGCCUGCCCCAACUUCAGGGCUUGCAGAACGUGGCAUAAUGCUAUCAUUUCCUAAUCUGGAGUUGUACGGCUGUGAACUCUUGGAGCUUGUCUCUCUUAGCAUCACUGUCAAGUGCGAGCGUUGCAAGGAUUUGCUUGACGUUCAGCGCCUAAGAAACAACAUCAAGGGUGACGUGACUGGUAUGCGAGACGAAAUCUGCAAGAAGUGCGCAAACAAUCUCGCAGUUGGCUUCCGUGCCGAUCUCAUCCACCAGAACUCUGUAAGGGCUGGUUAUCUCGAUUUGGACGGCUGCACUGUGGUCGAUAUGCUUCCAAGUAACUUCAUCCCAACAUGCUCCGAAUGUUCGACAUCGUACCCGGCACCAGGUGUAGUUGGUGUCCGUGGAGAUUCGAUCCUGUCUAUUUGUAGAGAAUGCCAUCGAAAGAUGAGUUUUCGCAUCCCAGAAACCAAAUUCUUGCACGUUAGCGCUGCCGCGGUCCGAGCAAGUCGUGCGCCUGCCCGAAGAAAGAUCAAGGAGAAUUUGGGUAUAGUCGCUGGGCAAGAGCUUCCAAGACGUGGUCGUUGUACCCACUACGCAAAGUCGUAUCGAUGGUUCAGAUUCUCAUGCUGUAGCAAAGUCUACGCUUGCGACAGAUGUCACGAUGAGAAAGAGUCUCAUCCGAAUGAGCAUGCAAAUCGAAUGAUUUGUGGUUACUGUUCCAGAGAACAAAACUACGCCCCCGAGACCUGCCAUUUCUGUAGGGCUAGCAUGGUUGCCAGAAGAGGUCACGGAUUCUGGGAGGGAGGCAAAGGUACCCGGGACAAGACCCGUAUGAGCAGAAAAGACCCUCGCAAGUACAAGCGCAGACCAGGCACCAAGGUUGGCGGUAGUUAGACUCGAGGUAUAAGAUCAGCGCUCAGCUCGAGCGUGUGACUUCGUACUCGCGUUCUACACCGUACUCAACCCAAGUAGAGACUGGCUGACUGCAGUAGCGAGCCUGACUGCCUCGGCUCAAGGAAGGUAUGAAGCCUUGAUGAGACUUCUCCCCAGGCACUCAAGAUGGAAGACAAGAUGGUAAGAACGUAGGCGACAUCAAAUACCGACCGCUCUCGCAUUAUGUAAACAUACGUUCAGCGUAUUUGUAGGAGAGUCCUUUCUCCGAAACCCCACUCGUCGCCUCAGUUUUGCUAAACUACAACCCUUGACGCCCCCCUCUCUUUGUGCCAUUGGGAGAUGAAUGACAACAACCAUG